Amphimedon queenslandica is the source of this 2254-nucleotide messenger RNA. RefSeq names its product homeobox protein six1-like. The record is from RefSeq and is a predicted model, not a curated record. The transcript is spliced from 3 exons. Gene Ontology annotation, molecular function: DNA-binding transcription factor activity, RNA polymerase II-specific; RNA polymerase II cis-regulatory region sequence-specific DNA binding. Lineage: Eukaryota; Metazoa; Porifera; Demospongiae; Haplosclerida; Niphatidae. The coding region runs from base 420 to 1763 and encodes 447 amino acids. Gene Ontology annotation, biological process: regulation of transcription by RNA polymerase II. Gene Ontology annotation, cellular component: nucleus; transcription regulator complex.
GAUAAGAGUUGCAUAAAGUUGCUCUGUAACACAACUCCAAAACUGUGAAUACACUGAAUAAUUUUCUUAGUCCCUCCUUCUGCCCUUAGCUUUGUGUCCCAGUACUGAUAAAGGCUUAGGCUUGGGGGCGAGUUGGUAUAGGAUGGAUAUAGAGGGGAAAGCUUUUUUUGGGUGGUUCAGUGUCUGUGAGUGUAGCUAGCCUCAAAGCUAAUCCUGUGGCUGCUUUGUCACUCCUUGAGGUAAAGGGCUCCUAACCAGUGCAUGCAGCAGAGGAGGGCAUCCUCCAAACCUCAGAGUUGCAACAAAGCUUUGGACUGGAAAUUAAAUAAAAAGGAGCUAGGGAAUAGCUCUUAGGUGGAGUGCUCUCACCCCGGGCUAUAUAUUUCUCUUAAUAGUGUUUGUCCUUCGCAAGGAACAUCAUGAACGGCUACCAGCUUACAGCAGCAAUGGCCAUUCCCUACAAUGCAUAUGGUCUGAGUCAAGAACAAGUUGCCUGCGUCUGUGAUGUACUACAGCAAAGCGGUAACAUAGAGAGGCUUGCUAGGUUCCUCUGGAGUCUUCCAGCCUGCGAGCAGAUACAGAAGAACGAGAGCGUCCUCAAAGCAAAGGCACUCAUCGCCUUUCACCAGGGAAACUUCCAAGAGCUCUACAGAAUCAUAGAGACCAAUAAUUUCUCUCCCGACUCGCAUCCAAAGAUGCAGCAGCUCUGGCUUCAGGCUCACUACAUCGAGGCUGAACGUCUCCGCGGAAAACCACUCGGAGCUGUUGGAAAGUAUCGCAUCAGACGCAAGUUCCCUCUUCCAAGGACCAUUUGGGAUGGUGAGGAGACCAGCUACUGCUUUAAAGAGAAGUCCAGAGUUGUCUUACGCCAGUGGUACACUAAGAAUGCCUACCCAUCGCCAAGAGAGAAACGACAGCUAGCAGAACAGACCGGACUGACCACGACUCAAGUUAGCAACUGGUUUAAGAACAGACGUCAACGAGACAGAGCAGCAGAGACAAAAAGUACCGAUCCUAAAUUCAAGCAAGAUCUAUCCCUCAAUUCUACUCCCUCUUCAUCGACCAGUUCUGCUUCACUCUCCCUCGAGCUCCAUUCACCGAAGGAAGGUCUCUCGGUAACCAACGAGCUACCCGAUGAUCCAAUCAAUCCAUCAGACCUAUCGAUCAAGGAAGAAAUAUCCUCUACUCCCGGCCCUAGCGGAGAUUUCCCCAGCCCUAGUGCUAGCCCUGUUUCGGAGUCAUCCUUCCCAAAGUUAACUGAAGUCUAUCGUUCAGCAGAAGACUCGUUCAUCACUCCAGAGAGCAUCGGUCAGACGGAUUCCUCGAGCAUUGCUGUCUCUCCGGAUAACACAAAGUACUAUCCCCAUCAGUCCGGCACUUACCCAUCAACGAGUGAUGCCUCCAUUGCUUCCUCCUACUAUGUCUCUUAUAACGGUACCUCUUAUCCGACAGCAGCUGCAACCCCUGCUGCAUAUAACAGCACGUCUCUACCCAACCCAGACAUGUACUCCACUCCUGCUGGCUCUUGCUUGAGCCCGAGUUACCUCAGUUCUUACCAGGCAGCUACUGGUAAAGGAUACACGUGGCCCACAGCUCCUAAUGGUGUUGGAUACAGUGCGUUUGGAAUGACACCAGACAUGUAUCAGUAUCAAGCUCAGACUUACCAGCAAAUGGCUGCAUCUCGUGGCACUUAUCAAACACCAGCAGGAGCAGCUAGCUAUUUCACGGGACAAACUGCCUCUCUACCGAACACAAUGUCAUGAUGUCCUCUUCUGCAGUCAUAUACUGAGUAGUCUUGUGGUCACAAGUAUAUCAACAUUAUUAUUAUUACUAUUAUUAUUAUUAUGCAUAUCUUUCACUUCAAUGCUCUUCCUUCCUUUCCUUAUGCUCUGUGGUAUGCCAGUUCUUUAUUUGAACUGACCACACACUCUUUCACAAGCUUCCCUUCUUUUCUAUCAAUCAUUCUUCAAAGGACUAUCACAUCACUGCUUUGGCAUCCACUGGAUUGUGCCUCAGCAAGACUAUUUUUAAUUUUCAACCAUUAGAGAGAGAAAGAGACCUAUUGUUCAGAUCACAGCACCUACAUUAUUAUUAUUAUUAUUGUUAUUAUUAUUAUUAUUAUUUCAGCUGUGCUUCAUAAUACUAUCAUAGUUAUUAUUAUAAUUACUAUUAUUAUAGUCUAAAAAUUAAAAAAACUCUUUUUAUACUUAUGCUUCACAUGAGAAUUAUUUUAUAAAGCUGUAUUCACAAUGUA